Diospyros lotus (date-plum) is the source of this 900-nucleotide messenger RNA. RefSeq lists its product as uncharacterized. Lineage: Eukaryota; Viridiplantae; Streptophyta; Magnoliopsida; Ericales; Ebenaceae. Bases 1 to 900 code for a protein of 299 amino acids. The transcript has a single exon. The record is from RefSeq and is a predicted model, not a curated record.
AUGCGGCGUGGUCAUUGCCAAGCGAAGAGCAGAGUAAUUGGUUCUCAUGUAAAACCCUAUUACAUGGAUGUGAAGCGUAUUCAUAAGCCUAAGAACAUUAUCAACGAUAUUCGCAAGGAAUUUGGGGUGAACAUAAGUUAUUCAAAGGCAUGGCGAUCGCGGGAAAAGGCUUUGGACAUGAUCCGGGGGGGUGCAGAGGAAUCAUUCCAGUUGCUGCCAUCUUAUCUGUACAUGUUGAAGUUGAAAAACCCUAGGACGAUUGCUGAAAUCGAGAGUGACAGUGAGAGCAGAUUCAAGUACCUAUUUAUGGCAAUUGGUGCAUGUCUUGCCGGAUUUCGUAGCCAAAUGCGGCCCGUAAUUGCGGUUGAUGCUUGCUUUCUGAAGGGUAAAUAUCUUGGUAGUUUGUUUGUUGCCACAUGCAAAGACGGUAACAACAAUGUAUAUCCUAUAGCAUGGGGAGUAGGAGAUUCCGAGAAUGAUGCCUCAUGGGAAUGGUUCUUCACAAAAUUGCGAUCAGCAAUUGGCCAUGAGAUACCUGAUUUGGUAUUUGUGUCUGACAGGCAUAAAAGCAUCAGUAAGGCGGUACUGAUGGUUUUCCCUAAUGCACUACACGUACAUUGUAUAUAUCACAUUGGCCAGAACGUUAAAGCUAAAUUCAAGCAUGAAAAUGUGCAUGCUUUGUUCUACAAGGCAGCGAAGGCUUAUCGAGAAUCAGAAUUCCAUGAAUUGUUUAACGAGCUCGAGCGAUAUGAUCCAACCGUCGGCACCUAUCUAAGAGAGGCCGGCUUUAGUCGUUGGGCACGUGCCUAUUCGGAUGGGAAGCGGUUUGAUAUAAUGACGACAAACAUUGCAGAAUGCCUCAAUGCAGCUUUGGCGGAUGCACGUAAAUUGCUUAUUUAA